GUUGCCCCACGCUUGCUCAUGUCCCGGAUGUACCUACAUUUUAGUAGAGGAACAAAAAAUGGGCUCAUUAUCAAGCUUCACCAAACCGUUUAAAUUAUCCCCACACACGAUUAUUGUACAUGUAUGAGGACCAGGCCAGAGUUCUGAGCAGAGUCCACGUCCACAGUCUCCGUGUCUGUACAGCGAUUCAUGAAAUCGAACAGAGUGCAGUUGGAGGUGAGAGCUGCGGGCCGAGUGUGUUGACACCGUUAGAGCUGCUUCACACUACUGACAGGGCCUUCCGCCAUCCCUUCACCCGUCAUCUGCCUAGCGAAGAGUGAUGACCUCACAGCAGCAUGGGAAUGCCAACCCUGCCCUCCUCUCGCCACAGAACUCUUCAUCAAGUCAGGGCAGGCAACACAUUUCCCGUUCCCCGAUAGACUCGUAUUCCCGCUCUGGGCUUUCCUUUCCUCGGAGAGGCUGGGUUGCAGGGUCCUCAUCUGCAGCAGCUCAUGGUAACUCUCUUGCGCUCUCUCUGAGCCGAUUGGCUCCGGCGUCCUGCAGUCUAUCCUCCUCGUCUCGGAGACCUGCUUCUGGUCGGGUGGAGCCGUGGCCGGAGGAGGCAGUGGAUGACGCAUAUGGGCUUUACUCUCUUCACCGCAUGUUUGAUAUUGUGGGCGCGCAGCUGACGCACCGAGACGUACGUGUGCUGUCCUUCCUUUUUGUGGACGUUAUUGAUGAGUACGAGAGAGGAGGGAUACGGAGCGGGCGAGAUUUCCUACUCGCGCUUGAGCGUCAGGGGCGAUGUGACGAGACAAACUUCCGGCAUGUUCUUCAGCUGCUCCGCAUCAUCACUCGCCAUGACCUGCUGCCAUACGUCACGUUGCGCAAGAGACAGACAGUGUGCCCAGAUCCAGUCGAUAAAUACCUGGAGGAGACGUCAGUCCGUUAUGUUUCUCCCAGAGGAGCAGGAGAAGCACAGCAGGGGACUCCUCACAGAAGAACAGGACACCAGCCACUGAUCUGCUGUCCUCCAUCAGGACCCCAGGUAUGCCCAUCCCGUGCUAAACCAACCCCACCUCUGCCAAGCAGGAAAAGAAAGAGAUCACACACGACAGCUGACUGCAGAGAAAAACAGACCUGUGACAUACGACUGAGAGUGCGUGCGGAGUACUGUCAGCACGAGUCGGCCCUACAAGGAAAUGUCUUCUCCAACAAGCAGGAGGCGCUGGAGAGGCAGUUUGAGCGGUUCAACCAGGCCAACACCAUCCUCAAAUCCCGUGACCUGGGUUCCAUCAUAUGUGACAUCAAGUUCUCAGAGCUGACCUACCUGGACGCCUUCUGGCGGGACUACAUCAAUGGCUCACUAUUGGAAGCCCUGAAGGGUGUUUUCAUCACAGACUCUCUAAAGCAGGCAGUGGGCCAUGAGGCCAUUAAGCUCCUGGUGAACGUGGAUGAGGAAGACUACCAAGCUGGCAGGAGGAAGUUGCUGAGGAACCUGGUGGCCGGAGGUGCUGGUGCAGGGACGGGGAGCAGGGAGGGUCCCUUGUCCUAGUGGUGGGAUUGACUCGAGAAAGAAAUGGGAUUGCUACUUUUUGGAGAGGUGAGAUGAGUAUUCUCAAAGUGACACAAGUAGAACAGAUGAAGACGGAGCACUUUAUUUUUUACUCUCUCUCAAGUAUUUGACCUAUUGUAACCAUAUUCUGUAUAGUAAUACACCAUUCCAAAAUGUAGGAGACAUUCGGCAUCAUCGGCCAUCUGUCACAUUAUGAAUAAUUUAAUUUUUGUUGACCAUGCCGGUGGUUGUGUUAAGUGAAAUAUUUACGUGCAAAAUAGAAAGCUGGUUCAUUCAAUGUCUGUACAAAUCAAUAAAACAAACAGAAAAAUAC
Carassius auratus (goldfish) is the source of this 1868-nucleotide messenger RNA. RefSeq names its product death effector domain-containing protein-like. The coding region runs from base 320 to 1534 and encodes 404 amino acids. Gene Ontology annotation, molecular function: DNA binding; protein binding. Gene Ontology annotation, cellular component: nucleolus. Gene Ontology annotation, biological process: extrinsic apoptotic signaling pathway via death domain receptors; regulation of apoptotic process; apoptotic process. The record is from RefSeq and is a predicted model, not a curated record. Lineage: Eukaryota; Metazoa; Chordata; Actinopteri; Cypriniformes; Cyprinidae. The transcript has 6 exons.